Messenger RNA from Chinchilla lanigera (long-tailed chinchilla), 705 nucleotides. RefSeq names its product acylphosphatase 1, erythrocyte (common) type (gene Acyp1). The record is from RefSeq and is a predicted model, not a curated record. Gene Ontology annotation, molecular function: acylphosphatase activity. Lineage: Eukaryota; Metazoa; Chordata; Mammalia; Rodentia; Chinchillidae. Bases 181 to 480 code for a protein of 99 amino acids. The transcript has 3 exons.
GUCCCACCCUCUGGGCGGGCUCGCGGCCGAGGCGUAAACUUUGAUUGGUCAGCAGAGGUGAUGGGCAUGUCAGGCUACGAAGGAGGAGCCGCACUCUAAACUUCCGGGAACGCCAGUUUGCGCGGCCGCUAGGUGGUCGGUUUGGUGGUCUCCUGUGUGGUUCGUCCCGUGGGUUUGAGCAUGGCAGAAGGGGACACCUUGGUAUCAGUGGACUACGAAGUUUUUGGGAAGGUGCAAGGGGUGUUUUUCCGCAAGUACACCCAGGCUGAGGGAAAAAAGCUGGGAUUGGUAGGCUGGGUCCAGAACACUGACCGGGGCACAGUGCAAGGACAAUUGCAAGGACCCAGGUCCAAGGUGCGUCAUAUGCAGGAAUGGCUUGAGACAAAAGGAAGUCCCAAGUCACACAUUGAAAGAGCAAACUUCAACAAUGAGAAAGCCAUCUUAAAGUUGGAGUACUCGGAUUUUCAAAUUGUGAAAUAAUGGCCUGAAUUUAAAUUUCCCAAGAUAAAUUAAUUAUUUUUGGUUUUUAUUGUUAGUAAAUGAACUAUUCUGUGUUCAGUAUAAGAAUUUGUAAGUUUUUUUUUCCAGUAGGUUAUUUUAGUACCAAUAGUUGAUAUUGUUGAUACAGUUGACUGUUAUGGUGUAUGUGCAAUGGAAGGAUUAUAGUUGUACAGUUCUAAUUAAUAAAAACACAUUAGAACCUUC